AUGCCUGGAGCUGCGGACGCGAAGGCGCUGGCUACGGCCAUGCGCCAGACGCUUAACCUGCCGGCCACGCGCUUUCCGAUGCGGGCCAAUGCGGCCGUGCGUGAGCCGCAACUGCACGCGCGUUGCGUGUCUGCGGCCUACGCGGAACAGGCAGAGGACACGACGCGGCCGCUGUUCGUGCUUCACGACGGUCCGCCAUUUGCCAACGGUAGCCUGCACAUGGGCCACUUUUUGAAUAAGACACUUAAAGAUAUCAUUAACCGGUAUCAACUUCUACGUGGCCGACGCGUGCAGUACGUGCCCGGCUGGGACUGUCACGGCUUGCCCAUCGAGCACAAGGCGCUGACGAUGCUGCAGCUCUCGGCCGAUGAGCUGUCACCUGCCCAG
Messenger RNA from Phytophthora infestans T30-4, 387 nucleotides. RefSeq names its product isoleucyl-tRNA synthetase, putative. The annotation marks the transcript as partial. The transcript has a single exon. Gene Ontology annotation, biological process: isoleucyl-tRNA aminoacylation. The record is from RefSeq and is a predicted model, not a curated record. Gene Ontology annotation, molecular function: isoleucine-tRNA ligase activity; ATP binding. NCBI's taxonomy places the organism in Eukaryota, Oomycota, Peronosporomycetes, Peronosporales, Peronosporaceae. Gene Ontology annotation, cellular component: cytosol.